GGCGUUAUUCUAACUCAUGGUGCUGGAGGUGAUAUGAAUACCAAACAGUUGGUGUUAUUUUCUGAACAACUGGCUAAAGAUGGAUUUCUAGUGUUGAGGUUCACAUGUAAGGGGUUGAAUUUGAUUCACAGAAGUAAUAUUUACUUACACGUUUUGGUAAGAUUCAAGCAAACCUCUAUGUUAAUGUCAUUGCCAUACUCAAAACCUUUCUUGAUGUAUGAAAAAUUUGGCAUGAUCAAAGAAGGAAGAUCAAUGGGUUCGAGAGCAGCAGUAGAUGUAGCUAACAGAAUAAAAGAUGAUUCUGACUUGAAGGAUUUUGUAACAGGAGUUAUCUGUAUUUCAUAUCCUUUAUAUCCAGCCAAAGAUAAACUGAAAAUACGAGAUAAACCCAUUCAGGAGUUAAACAAACCUGUUCUUUUUAUCAGUGGCUCAAAGGAUGAAAUGUGUGCAAAAGACACAUUACUCGACACAUUGUCACAAAACAAAAAUGUAUCUUUUUACUGGGUUGAAGAAGCAGAACAUAGCUUGGAAGGAAAAGGUUUGAAUCUUGAAGAUACUGUGAGACAGGCAUGUGAUAAGAUUGGUACAUGGUUUAAAGGAUUAGGAAUUGACUUGUGUACAUCUCAUGUCAAGAAGAAAGCUGUUAAGCGUAAAUCUAUAAAAUAA
Molecule: messenger RNA, 666 nt
Organism: Lottia gigantea (owl limpet)
Lineage: Eukaryota; Metazoa; Mollusca; Gastropoda; Lottiidae
Exons: 3
Source: RefSeq, a predicted model, not a curated record